Messenger RNA from Polyodon spathula (Mississippi paddlefish), 1405 nucleotides. RefSeq names its product speriolin-like protein. Bases 212 to 1066 code for a protein of 284 amino acids. The record is from RefSeq and is a predicted model, not a curated record. NCBI's taxonomy places the organism in Eukaryota, Metazoa, Chordata, Actinopteri, Acipenseriformes, Polyodontidae. The transcript has 3 exons.
CAUAUUUUUCUGUCUAGAUCUAAUUUUUAUUCAUGUCUAUAAAUAUGUCUGCGGGUGUUUAAAAAAAAAAACAGCACAGGACAGUACAGUUGUGAAAGGUAUUUUAAAAACGCUUUUGAGACAGUGCAGUUAUGUGAAAGGUAUUUUAAAGCUUAUGCAUUUAGUGGCUAAUGGUUAAUGUUCUUUUACAAACACAGCUCCAAAACCUUCCAUGGGGUCCUUGGAAAUGAGUGGGAUAUGCAAGAUACAGAAGACUCAAGACCAUAUCCACAGCCCAACCCAAGACUUCCUCUCCACAUCGCUGACAAUGGGAACGCAUGACCAAGGCAAGGACCCCUCCCAGUACAGCACUGUGGAAACACACCCUGCUUUAAAGAGUCAAGUCCAGAAACAAUGUAUCCUGCGCAGUCCAGUCUCAGAUAAGGACAUGAUCCUGCGCAGUGCAGUCUCAGAUAAGGACAUGACCACCAAACAGGCUGUCAACGGGAAAGAGCGUACAAAAAACAAGGUCUCAUUUUUAGAUGGUAAUAAAGGGAAAGGUGAAGGUGCUGUUGAGGACACAACGAUGCAGUGCUUCUACAGUCAUGGUAUGAAAAUGUUCCCAAACGGGGAGAAAGACUGCCGAGUGAUGGGAGAGAUUGCUUUCCAGUUGGAGAGGAGGAUCUUGGCUGUGGUGUUUCCAGGGACAACACGGCUGUAUGGAUACACCGUUUCAAACAUUCCUGAGAAGAUACAACAGAGACCACAAAACCCGGUCCCUGGAUUAGUGGAUCAGCAGACCAGCAGAGACUUGACGCAGCGCUACUGUGCACUGAUGUCCCAGCUGGAGAGGUUUGGGUACAACUGGAAGAUUCAUCCUGCAUUUUGUGAAUUUAUCAUCAACACAUAUGGCAUUCUGAGACAAAGGCCACAGGAGCAGCCCCAACUGGCCUACAAUGAUCCUGUUGCCCUGAGGAAAGUUGCUAUAGAUACAGUCCCUGCUAAAUUCCUACGGGACUCCAUGAUGAUUCUGAACUGCCUCUGUGAGCUCUCUAGGAGUGAUGGCAAGCCGUUAUUUACCUGGUAAAAAUCUCAAAUACUGUUUCACAUGCUUAUUGAAAUGAUGCUCUUCAAUGAAUGUCAAGAUGUUUAUACAAGAACCAAACAAAUAUGAAUAAAAUAAUAAAGUAUGAACCUAACUGUUUUUACAGUUAUUAUUUUGUGGCACAGAGGCAUAGGACAUAGAUUUGUGUGACAGAGACCUGUGUGCACAGAUACCUUUGUCUACUAUCCAAGUACUGACUGUGCUACCUCCAAGCAACACAAGCUGCACAGCAGUGAAGGAAUCAGGUCAAAAAUAAACACUUUACUUAACUACAGUGGACUAUAUAGUAAUAUAUAGUCAUGUCAAAGUGAUUCGUAGUGC